Molecule: messenger RNA, 600 nt
Organism: Radiomyces spectabilis
Lineage: Eukaryota; Fungi; Mucoromycota; Mucoromycetes; Mucorales; Radiomycetaceae
Exons: 7
Coding region: 1-600 (199 amino acids)
Molecular function (GO): RNA binding
Source: RefSeq, a predicted model, not a curated record
AUGAGUGAAUCCGAGAUUCAAGCUGCGGUAACUGCCGAGAAUCCUAAUGAAUACCAAGAAGCCUCCGUAUCGGAUGCUGAAGUAGACAAAGAAUUGGAAGCAAUGAAGAGCCGAGUAAAAGAGAUGGAAGAUGAAGCUGCGAAACUGCGCAAUAUGCAAGCAGAGGUGGAAAAGUCUAUGGCUACUGAAGAAGACAAAGAAACCGUCGAUAACCGCUCCGUUUAUGUGGGCAAUGUCGAUUACGGUGCAACCCCCGAAGAACUGCAAGCCCAUUUCCAAGCUUGCGGCACGAUUAACCGAGUGACCAUCCUGUGCGAUAAGUUUACCGGUCAUCCGAAAGGAUACGCAUACAUUGAAUUUGCGGAACCGUCAUUUGUAAGCGCGGCUGUCAGUUUCAAUGAAAGCUUAUUCCGUGGACGACUGUUAAAGGUUUCGGCAAAGCGAACAAACGUACCUGGUUUUGCAGCACGAGGCCGUGGCAGAGGUGGAUUCCGUGGCGGAUUCCGUGGUGCUCACCCUUAUUUUGGUCACUCACCUUCAUUUGGAUACCGCGGCCGCGGUGGAAGAGGCCGUGGUAGAGGCUUCUUCUCGCCUUAUUAG